AUACCCUUUCCUCUCUGCUUGUGCCGGACAUAGUUGUUUUUUUUCAGUUCGUUCCUUCUUCCCCGCCUUCUUCUUUUAGGAACCAAACAGAGAGCUCAAGAGAGAGAGAGAGAGUCGGUGAAACAAUAAUGGAGAGCGAGCCGACUCGAGUGAUGGUGGCGGUGAAUGAAUCGACUCUCAGAGGCUAUCCACACGCGUCGAUAAGCAGCAAAAAGGCAUUCGAGUGGACACUGAAGAAGAUCGUUCGGUCCAAUACCUCUGGUUUCAAGCUUCUCUUGCUCCACGUUCAAGUUCAAGACGAAGACGGUUUUGAUGACAUGGACAGUAUAUAUGCUUCCCCUGAUGAUUUCAGGGGAAUGAGGGAGCGUAACAAGGCUAAAGGACUUCACCUUCUUGAGUUUUUCGUUAAAAAAUGUCAUGAGAUUGGGGUUGCGUGCGAGGCCUGGAUCCGGAAAGGUGAUCCCACUGAAGUAAUAUGCCACGAAGUCAGGCGAGUCCGGCCAGAUUUUCUGGUUGUGGGAAGUCGUGGUCUCGGCCCAUUCCAAAAGGUAUUUGUUGGAACUGUGAGUGAAUUUUGUGUGAAGCAUGCAGAAUGCCCAGUCAUCACAAUCAAACGCAGUGCUGAAGAAUCUCCACAAGAUCCAGCUGAUGACUAAAUUCCUAAAGCAACACAAAACCAUGCGUGCGAUUUCAUGUCUGCUGAAUCCCGUAAGCUUUUGAGAGACAAAUAAAUGGGUGUGUUGCAGUACAGAGGAAGAAAAAGGUUACAGAACUCUUUUGAUUGAUCUAGUAAGUGCGUCUGUAAUAGAUAUUCGAUGAUACACACACACAGCAUCAUAGAUAAUCGUGUGUAGUCUCCAUUCUCGAAAACAUGAAAACAAAAGUUCCUUUAUUCGUUGUGUAACAUUAGACUCUUCAAUGUCUUUGAUAUAUCGCUAUCCAAUGUCGGAUCUGUUACAUAAUAUCCAUAUUAGAUUCAGUUUUGAAA
This is a messenger RNA of Arabidopsis lyrata subsp. lyrata, 988 nucleotides long. Its product is annotated as universal stress protein A-like protein. Bases 129 to 656 code for a protein of 175 amino acids. Gene Ontology annotation, molecular function: AMP binding. The transcript is spliced from 4 exons. NCBI's taxonomy places the organism in Eukaryota, Viridiplantae, Streptophyta, Magnoliopsida, Brassicales, Brassicaceae. The record is from RefSeq and is a predicted model, not a curated record.